AUGCGAGUUCUUCUCGCUAUUUCAGUUAUCUAUCACACAACUAUAGCUCAACAAGUGGGAAUCAAUGUUCCAUGCAAUAAAGAACUAGAUGGACUGCUCACAGCGGAUCCGGAUGGCGACGAGCGUGCUUUCAUGAGUUGUCAGGGUGUUGGUGUAGGAACAAUUGGUUUCUGGGAGCGAAAAUUGUGUCCGAAUAACAUGGUAUUUGACUUCAUCAACCAACAAUGCAAGGAGCAGAAGAAAAAAGCACGUAAACAACAAACAUUGAGUAUUGCCAUCCUCAACAACAGUUGUGCAAACGGAGAAACUUGUAUCGGAGGUUCUGUGUGCGACUUGGACACCCUCAGAUGCAUGUGUCCAUACGGGACGACUCCAAAACUGGAUACGCUGUCUUGUGAAUCAUCGCAACCGCCAUUUGUCUCUGCCACUGUUGACGGACCGCCAGCGCAAUUUUUUAACUCGUUCAAUGGCGCCCAAGGAAAUAGAAACAACAAUGGAUUCGUCCCAUUCCCACAGCAGCCAGAGGUUCCAGAUUUCCAACCGAACAAUAACUUCAAGUUUGGAAACAAUCAGCAGAACAAUAACAACUUUGGAAACAAUAAUGGAAACUCCGACUUCAACUGGAAUCCAAAUUUCAACUGGAACAAUAACAAACAAGCUCCGAUGAACAACAUGAACAAUAAUAAUAACAAUAACAACGGAGGAUCCUCAGAAUUCAACCCAUUCCAGCCAAAUCCAAAUCAAAAGUUUGUUUUCAAUUUCAACAAGAACCAAGGAGGAAACAUGAACAACAAUAAUAAUAUGAAUAAUAUGAAUAACAACAAUAACCAAAACGUUCCUGAAGUCAAACCAAAAGUUGCCACACUUGCUAUUCCUGGUGCUUCGUGUAAGUCCAACGAGAUUUGUGUUGGUGGUUCAAUUUGUACACUUCCAAUUGGCAUCUGUCUCUGUCCUGGUGAUCUUGAAGCUCGUGAUGGAGAAUGUGUUUUGCCUGCCGCUUCGACUAUCUCUGUUCAAAAGGUCGGAAUCGGUGCUCUUUGCUCCGAUCUUGCCGAGUGCGACCAUGGAAGUUCCUGUGUUAUGGGAAGAUGUACAUGCGUUUCUCCACUUGUCCAGCAUGAAGGAAAAUGUGUGCUCCGUCAACAACAAAAGUUUGUCGGACCUGGCGAACUUUGCGAUAACGGCGAAAUUUGUGGAAAAGGAAGCGUUUGUGACGUGAUGAUUCCCGUUUGUGUGUGCCCAGCUCAUACUGAUCUCAAUAACGGAGAAUGCAUUUCUGUGUCUUCCGCCCAAACAACACAACCUGUCAAAAUUAUGACACCACCAACCCUCCCACCAGUCCAAGUUCCAGUUCAAACUCUGCCCCCACAGACUCGUCCACCACCACCGCCAGUUCAACAAACUCAGCCACCAAUCCAGACCCCAGCCCAGCCAGUGUUCUUCCAAACCACAGCACCACCAAGACCAACAUACAUGACCACUCAGCCAACAACUCCAUUCAUUCCAAAACAAAUCUACACAGCUCCACCACAGAUUCCAAAGAGUUCCAUCAAGAUCAACCCAUUGAAGAUUGGAGGAAGCAAACAAGCCGGAGUCGGUGUCCGUUGCUCUCUCAACACAGAUUGUAUGAUUGGAGCCUACUGUAACGGAAAUACCAAUCCACCAUCUUGCCAAUGCCUUUCUACCCAUGUGAACAUUGAAGGAAGGUGUGAGAAAGUUAUCUAUCCGGGACAAGUUGGUUGCCGUAGUGAUUUGCAAUGUCAUGCCGCCCACAGCGGUACCCACUGUAUCGAUCGGAUUUGUGUAUGCCCGGAGGGACAAAAAGCGAUUGAUCAGACUUGUGUCUCAGCCAAUGAGCCAAUCACAUCUCCACCGGGAGGCUCUUGCUCCAAUCUCCGUGAGUGCACUGGAGGAUCUGUUUGCAGAGAAGGAUGGUGCAUUUGCCCAGAUCCAUCUAUGAUUGUCAACCGUGGAAUUUGCAUCCAGUCCGGACCAAAACCAACAUUGCCUCCAAGAGUAUUAACAGUUUUUUGUGCUCCUUGUAACCCACAAAAUUUACAGACGUCGAUCCCCCAUGUUCCAUUGCCACCACAACUUCCAAUUUCUGUUCAUGUUCCACAGGUCACCAUCACAAAAGCUCAACCAUUCGUCACCGAAGCCCCACCACAAGGCAAGAAAGUCGUACCUGGAGGAAGAUGUGGACCUAUUGAUGUUUGUGUGGGUGGGAGUAACUGCAUAGAAGGGUUAUGUCUGUGUCCAGCGGGUCAACAGCCCAGCAACAACGGACGUUGUGGAAAGUUCACAACCACGUCCACCUCGAGACAGACCACUUUGCCGUCGACCACCAUGACAACCCAAGGUACCACGUACACCACAACGCCAGCACCGCCACCAGCCACAACUAGCGUGUUCUCAUUUACAAUUGCCGACUUGUUGAGCACCCGCCGACAGCCUGCUUUCAUCGAAAUUCCAACGCAUGUUCCUCUAACCACCACUGCUAUACAGACCGACGAUGAGUGCACGGCGAUUGGUCUGAUUUGCAAGGGUAACACCGUGUGUUUAAACAAAUCCUGCCAGUGUCCCGAGAAUUAUGUACUACAUCACGACGGAUGUGUCUCACCUGAAGAGGCGGCACGGCGAAAAGCUCGUGGGAAAGCACGACAUGAAGCCACAACCGCUAGAGUAUACUCGAAACCAGGUGAGGCUUGUACACAAGGACAAACGUGUGUUGGUGGAAGUAAUUGCUCGUUCAGAAAGCUCUGUGAAUGCCCACAAGACAAGUCUGAAAUUUCUCAAGGACAAUGUGUGACCCCGAAAAAAAUGGAAGCUGUACCAGGAGCAUCCUGUAAUGCCAACACUCAAUGUACUAAAGGAAGCACCUGUGAAAGCGGGCUCUGUCGUUGUCAACCUGGAUACAUCGCAGUUUCUGGAAACUGUGUUGCCCUUCCGAUGUCAACCACUCCAAAAAUGAAAGUGGUGGCGAAACCAUUAGAAAGUUGCGAGAGUGGAGAAGUUUGCGAAGGAGGAUCUAGUUGUGAUUAUGACACUGGAAUUUGUAUGUGCCCACCAGGACAAAUUGUGUUCAAUGUGCAAUGUAUGCCACCACCAACACAGCCACAGUUGACCACCCGGGUUACUGUACCAACCAAAGCUGCUCCAGUUGUCACACUAAGACCAUUGCAUUCUACUGACUGUGAACAGGAUGCCAAUUGUGGAGAGAACAAGAUUUGUGUCUCUGGGAAGUGCAAAUGUAGACCGGGAUUUGUUGAUAAUUCCGGAACUUGUGAACCAUUGGAAGACAUCGACGUCAUCGAGCGACCCAUUCCAGUCUCGUAUGCUAAACACAAGGUUGCCACUCUGUCUGAAAGAAUGUUACCCAGAGAGCAAAUUGAAAUUUCUAACAUUGAACCUGUCACAGUUGCAACACCAGCCAGACAAGAAACCAUCACGCAGAAGCCGAGAAUCGUGGGGCCACCAAUCCGGCGACCAAGACCAAAGAAUAAGAAUAGUGGAGGAUCCGGAGGAGGCAGUGGUGGAAGUGGUGGAUCGAGAAGCUACAAGACUGGAAGCGGAAAUGCAAACUGUCCGCCUGGCAAUGAGCCAACCAGAGAUGACAGUGGAAAACUAAUCAUCUGCAAUGGUCUUGAACCCAACUGCCCGCCUAGGUCCUACUGUUAUAUCACUUCUGGCGGUUUCGCUACCGAGGAGUAUAACUGCUACAAAUGUAUCAAUGGAGCAAAGUGUAUCGAUAAGAUCUGCAAGUGCUCGCCAGGAUUCCUUUUGGCGCCAAAUGGAUGGUGUGAAGGGUUUGAUUUGGCAAAGGCAAUCGAGAUGAAUAAGCAAUCAGUUGAAACAACGCCACCAACAAAAGCUAACCGUGUUGUUCAAACCAAAAAGCAAAAUGUGAUCACCACAACCACUACAAGUGCUCCAGUUCAACAACAAAUUAUCACAGACAAUUCUUUCCCAACUCCCCCAUCCAAUAUUUUCGGAUUUCCUGACAGAAGAACAACCAAGCCAGUACCAAAAGUUGCUGCUGUUGGAUCAGCUUGUCGGUCAAUUGAUAUUUGUCUUGGAGAGAGCGUUUGCACAAAUGGAUUCUGUCAUUGCCCAAAAGGUUACAUUCGUCAAAAUGGUCAAUGUAUUUCUAGUAAGACUAGAGAAACCAAAGAACAGUUGUGUAGGCAUAUUUUUACAGCUGAGAGCAAACACAAAGUUGCCAAGGUUGGAGAAACAUGCAAGAAUGGAGAAAUCUGUGCUGGCGGUUCAAUUUGUGAUUAUGACAGAAAACGAUGCAUCUGUGCUGCACAGCAUGUGGCAAUCCGAGGAAUUUGUAAACAAAAAUCUGCUCCGGCUUUCGCCGCUCCAGGAGACACUUGCAGCAUGCGUGAAAAGUGUACCGGCGGAGCAAUAUGUGUGGAAGGAAUGUGUCAAUGCGAUGAUCACCAUUUUGCUGAGGACGGUUACUGUAGACCGAUUGAAGCGCGCAGUUCGAAAGUGCAGUUCGUGAAUGGAGCCGGAUUGAGGUUCUCAUCAAUGCAAGUACCAAACAGACAGAGAGCCCAGCCGUGUAAUACAGCAGAGUGUAAACUUCCUAAUUGUUUCUGCAGUGAUGAUGGAAGACAAGCUCCUGGAGGACUCCGUCCUAAUGAGACUCCACAGUUUGUAGUUUUGACGUUUGAUGAUGCUGUGAACGGAAAAACGUUCCCAGAUUACAAAAAAUUAUUUGAAAAUGAUGUAUUGAAAAAUCCAAACGGCUGUGAUGUGAAAGCAACAUUCUUCAUUUCCCACGAAUGGACCAACUAUGACGCCGUUAACUGGCUUGUUCAGAAAAAUAUGGAAAUCGCUUCAAACUCCAUUUCUCACGAGUCAUUAGAGCAUGAAAACACGAAUAGAUGGUUGAACGAGAUGGAUGGACAGCGAAGAAUUUUGGCUAAAUUUGGUGGUGCUCCAGAAGAGCAAAUUGUCGGCAUUCGCUCCCCACAGCUGGCACUAGGUGGUGAUAAUCAGUUUGAGAUGAUGUCUGGAGCUGAAUUCCUGUGGGACAACUCAAUGUCAGCGAACCCGGGAAUCCAUGGAGAACCAUUCUGGCCUCAAACCAUGGACUACCAAGUGGCAUGGGAUUGUCAUGAGGAAUCAUGCCCGAAGAGCUCAUUCCCCGGAAUUUGGACUGUUCCUUUGAACCAGUUCUACGGUUCCUAUAUGAGACAAAUCGACAGCUUCAGAAGAUCUAGUAUGCUUCGCGCCGCUGUUGAUUUGAAUAAUACUGUUGAUGAAUUGGAAGAGAUCAUAAUGCGAAAUUUCGAACGAAGCUACUCCGCAAACCGAGCGCCAUAUGUGUUGUCAUUGAAUGCUGACUUCCUGCAACUUGGUGGACAAAAUAAGGGAAUGAAGGCAGUGCAGAGGUUCUUGAAUAAGAUGUCAGCUAAUAAGGAUGUAUACAUUGUGACUAUCAAGCAGCUUAUUGACUGGAUGAAACGGCCAGUUUCAAUUAGCCAAAUGAAAGCUUCCAAAGCAGUUGGCUGCCCAAUCACACUGUCCUUCAACCGCAAUCCAUCAUUAUCCACUUGCGACAAACCUAACAAAUGUCUCUACAGUACGCCGUCGUUAUCUAGCCAAGAGCAUCAGUUCUUGACAUGCUUGCCAUGUCCAACAAUGUAUCCUUGGUUAGAAAACCCAGCCGGUGGUAUCGUUUAA
Molecule: messenger RNA, 5697 nt
Organism: Caenorhabditis briggsae
Lineage: Eukaryota; Metazoa; Nematoda; Chromadorea; Rhabditida; Rhabditidae
Gene: Cbr-lgx-1
Product: Protein CBR-LGX-1
Exons: 29
Coding region: 1-5697 (1898 amino acids)
Biological process (GO): carbohydrate metabolic process
Molecular function (GO): hydrolase activity, acting on carbon-nitrogen (but not peptide) bonds
Source: RefSeq, a predicted model, not a curated record